Paralichthys olivaceus (Japanese flounder) is the source of this 3441-nucleotide messenger RNA. It is a transcript of the gene nfil3-5, whose product is annotated as nuclear factor, interleukin 3 regulated, member 5. Lineage: Eukaryota; Metazoa; Chordata; Actinopteri; Pleuronectiformes; Paralichthyidae. The record is from RefSeq and is a predicted model, not a curated record. Gene Ontology annotation, biological process: regulation of DNA-templated transcription; circadian rhythm. Gene Ontology annotation, cellular component: nucleus. Gene Ontology annotation, molecular function: DNA binding; DNA-binding transcription factor activity.
GGGCGUCGCGAGGAGAGACAGAGGACAAAAACGUGACUAGGCAGCGUAAGAGCUGUUAUGCAACCGCUGACCUACUAACACAUAUUUCUAGAAAGGGAGCCGGGGAAACUGGAGCAAAGUGUCCGGCGGCACACAGCGCACAGGCAGCCCGAGCCAGGAGAGACUCACACCGCAUCCAGCAGCGCCACUGACGGAUCCCAGCACGCACAGGACCGCAAACUUGUUUGUCUUCCAUUUUCCUUCGUUUUGCUUUUCGGGAGGUUUCCUGUAAAAAGAAGAAGAAAAAAUAAGAAGAAGCAGAGGCGGACACGGGGACGAGCCAGACAGCUUUGUGUCGGGGAACCUUUUCUUUCUUCUCCUCAAAGGUAGUGGUCAGCAAACAUCAGCACUGAAGCCACAUCCUCAGGGAGCCCCAAAGUAGACCGACUGACCUAUAUUCUGUGUAAGACGCUGAGAGAAGGAGGGCAGCAGCCUGACAGGCAUAACAGUACUGUUGAAGAUUGAGGAUAAACUCGAAAUCACCUCUAGCGGGGCCACAGAAACUGCUUUCAACAAAUUACCAAGCCAACUAGAAGACUCUCUGCUCAAAAUCUAAACUUGUUUCUUUUUUUUAAAGUUCUUUGUACACAACACUAGUUCAAUGUCUGAGGUUUUUGUGGAGUUCCAACUCUUUUUAAUCUUCUUGGCUAAUUUGGACACUUGAACGUUUUGAUCUCAAAAAAAUACACAACAGAAAUCAAUGAGGCAAUCUCUUCAAGGAGCACAAAUACCUCAUCCAGAAAUUUUUGCUGAUCCUGCGACUUAGAUCACACUUUUUAUUAACAAAGCUGAAGGCUCAUACCUUUGCCCUUUGCUAGAGUCAAACUCUAGCCCCCAGUUGGGAAAACAUGGAAAGUCUCCAUCUUCACCUUCCAUCCACCAGCAACAAAAAUGCCAUGGAGGUAGACAAUUUCUCUAACUACAGCGGAAGCCUCCCAUCCCCUGAUCCUGAAAGUGGAGGGCGUGUCAGUCGCCAAUCUAAAGGUAGCAAGUCUGCUUUGACUUCCCGUCGCAAGCGAGAGUUCAUUUCUGAUGAGAAGAAAGAUGCUUCCUAUUGGGAAAAACGCAGGAAGAACAAUGAAGCAGCCAAGCGCUCAAGGGAAAAGCGCCGCCUUAAUGACAUGGUGCUAGAGAACCGGGUCAUGGCGCUGAAUGAGGAGAAUGUUCGUCUCAAGACAGAACUCCUUCAGCUCAAGUUACGCUUUGGCCUCAUUAGCACAGCCUCUUACAUGGAGAAAAGUCAGCAGAUCUCCAACAGUGCUGCAAAUGUCAACAGUGGUAGCAACGGGAGCAGCACCCCCAACAGUAACACCUACCUCUCAAGCAGUGGAUACUCCAGUGCGUCCCAGGUGAUGCUGAAUUCAGACUCAUCUGAACCUGAGCAGUCAAGCCGUGGUGAGCGCCACACCAUGCUCCACAAAUACUCUCCCUGUGGAUCCAUGUCUGACAUGUCUGACAGUUCCUCCAGGGACAGCCCAGAACCAAUGGGCUACAACAUAAAGCAGGAGCCCUCAAGUUUGGAGAUGACCAGGUUGGAAAGCAACGGGAUUCCAGAUGGGCUUGCUAAUGGCUUGCCAACUGGGUCUUACCAUGGCAACCAUGCUGCUCUGGUUUCUCCUCACCAGCAGGGCACACAAUUGUCUGAAAGUGCCAUGGACUACCAACACCACCAACUGCAGCAGCAACAGUGUCACAUGGAGGCCUCCAGCCCAGCUCCUCAGGCCACCUCUGCACAAAGGAGUGUUAUCUUGUACCGCUCCAGCAGUGGCUGUUACCCCAUGGAAAGCCAGAGGUCGGAUGACCAGCAAGUCCAGCAGAGCAGACCUCCACAGCUUUUCCAGCAAUCGUCGACCUCCAAGUUCUCUGACUGUUCAUUGACCAUCACAGAGGUCGCUGAGAAGUUAGAGAGGACAAAGACUAUGGACUCGCCUCAGUAUGAAUACACCAAUGGUCAUGCUGAGUCAGUAGAGGAGCUUCAGGAAAAGUACAAUCCUAGUGCCCAACAGCAGCAUUAUAGCUACCAGGGUCAGGAGAAUGGUCGUCAGCACGCAGAAAGCCACCAGAACCCCUUUGCCCCAGAUCUGACCCACAACACUGAGGAGGGCAAGUCCUCCUUUGUGCAGCACAAUGGCUACCUCAACACACUGGAUGAAGAGCCCCCAGUGCUCACCUAUGAGGGGGGCCCCCGAGUUGAUGGUUUCUACCAGGAGACCUCCUCUACUAAGGACACCUCUUCCAGUGAUGGGGACCCUCGUAGCUCUGACAAGGAGGGUUCCACAGAUGAUGAGUCACCCUCCUCAUCCUCCUCAGACAUUAGCAGCUACCACCAGAAGGCAGUGGAAGCUGCCGGUUUUCACGGAGAGUGCCAAGCCGAGGUCAAAGCUACUGCUCUGCCACACAAGCUCCGUCUCAAGUACAGAGCACUGUCCAGUGGGGCAGCAGGAGCACAGCUAGAGGGUCUAGUCAACACAUCCAUGUCCCCCUCUCCCACCUUGCCCCAGCACCCGUACUUAGCUCUACCCAGCAAUCCUCACAGCAGCCACGCCAAUGGGGAGAGCAAAGAGGUAGAGAAUGACACUGACUAUGCAGAAGAUGUUAAGACUCCUGUAAAUGACAGGAUGGACGAUAAGAAGGAGGGAGGAAAAAAGGGAUCUAGCAGUGGGAGGGGUGGACGUAAUAAGAGGCGGGAUUAAGGACAAAUGGGAGCAGCUCGAGCAUCUCCUCUUUGUUGUCUAUGGCAGACAGACAACUACAACUAGGACUCACAUCGCCACCUUACAAGACAGAAACGAAGCCAGUGAUCUGUGUGAGGUGUAGUUAGGAUGUGAUUUCACCAUGAAGUUUCACUGUGUCACCUAUUCCCCUUCCCUAUACUCUCUCCUACCUCCCACAUAUCUCCCAAUUUACAAUAACAGAUCUCUUAAUGAGGGAGGGGACAGAAUGAAACUCUCCAGAGAUGGAGUCUGGGAUAUUUCCCUCGUGGAAUAUUCAAACAAUCUUCAAUUAUUCAUUAUUAUAAGCUGCCUGGGUGGCUGGUCCGCAUUUACCGUGGCAUUAUGGGAACAUUCCUUUGACCAAAGAUACACGUCCUUCCUUUUUUGGCAAAGAGUGACAUUCCUCCUCCCUCCGAACACAUUAGAACCAUUUGAUCCCAAACCCUCUCAUCAUCUGCACACAAGUUCCUUCUGAAGCACUUAGAUUGUAUAUUACUGUGACAUAUAAAUUUGCAUAUAUGGAAUAUAUAUUUUAAGUAUAAAAAUGUGGCAAAAACAAAAAAAAUAAAGUUGUGGGAUAACGGAAGUUGUAGACUUUAAAGUGAUCAGUUUGCUCUUGUGGAGACACCUUGUACAGUCCCUCUUUGUCUAGAAAAUGUCUCAAAGAUUACUUCAAAGUAAAAAAAAA